Molecule: messenger RNA, 3228 nt
Organism: Rotaria socialis
Lineage: Eukaryota; Metazoa; Rotifera; Eurotatoria; Philodinida; Philodinidae
Source: the annotation of a GenBank genome assembly
AUGAGUGACGAAAAUCAAGUCGAUAUUCCAAUUAGAAAAGAAUCAUCUAGUUCUUCAUCAGUUGAAAGUAGAUUUAUAUUCGGUGAGUCAUCCGAUCCGAUACACAUUCAACAAAGUCAACAAGAACCAUUUUUAGCAGAAGAUAAUAAAAAUAAUUUUCAUAAUAAAUCAAACAGAUUAAAAAAUCAUGUUGAAAAAUCAAUUGAUCAAACAUUAGAUUAUUCUUCGAAUUAUUUGGAAGAAACAUCAAUGAAUCCAUUGAAUGAUCAAUCAUCAACUUAUAAUAUUCUUGACCAAUCAAUGAAUGACGGAGAUCCAUUAUCUUACUCUGAUAAUGAAACUCAUUCACAUUUAUUACCAAACGAUAAUCAAAUAUCAAAUACUGAUCAUCAAUCCAAGGCACAACGUCAACUUGAUGAAGAAGAUAUUCCACCAGCUGAUAUGAAACUUAAUGAAAUACCAAUUCAGAAUGACAAUAAUAAUAACAAUAACAAUGAUGGUGAUGAUAAUGAUAGGUUAACUAUCGGUUUACUAUCAAAUUCAGCUGAUAAUUUCAGUUCUACAAAAUAUGAAACAUCGUUUGAACAUCAUUCUAUUCAAGAUGAAUCAAUAAUUGAUCAAACAGAAACUUCUUCGACAGAAUCAAAAUCGAGUUCUGAGGAGAAUAAUUCUUCAAUUGAAUACGAAAAAUUAAAUGAAAAUCAAUCGACAGUCGAUAAAACAAAGAAUUCUUCGACAGAAUCUGAACCUGAUUCAAAUGAUAGUUCACAUUUAAAUCAAUCUGAAGAACAAACUGAAAAUGAUAAUGAAAAUAAUAUUAUUUCAGAUGAACCAUUGGUUGAUGAAGCAGGAUCAAAAACAAAUUUAAUUGAAAAUCAUUCGUCGCACGAAUCUGAUAUCGAAGAUGAAGAUGAAGAUGAACAAAGCGUGAAUAUUCCUACAGGAGAAUCAACCGAAUCCGAUUCAAGUUCGACUGAAGAUUCUCACUCAGUUGAAUCAGAAAAAUCAAAUGAAAAUAAUAAUCAAAAUGAUAUUUCAUUAAUUGAAUCUACUGUUGAUGAAGCCAAAAAUAUUUCGAAAGAAUCCGAAUCGAAUUCGAUUGAAGAAUCUCCAUUUGAUAAUAUGCAGAAACAAAAUGAAGAUGUUGAUGAACAUGAUAUUUCUUCAGAUGACUUAAUUAUUGAUCAAACAGGAAAUAUUUUAACAGAAUUACAAUCAAAUAUAAGUGAUAAUCAUUCUUUAGUUAAUCUUGAAAGAACAAAUGAAAGUGAUAAUUCUUUAGUUGACUCAACAGUCGAUCAAACGAAAAAUAUUUCAACAGAAUGCGAAUCAAAUUCGAUAGAAGAUCUUCAAUCAGCUGAAUCGGAAAAAUCAAAUGAAGAUAAUAAUCAAAAUGGCAUUCCUUUGGUUGCGACGACAGUAGUGGAUGAAACAAAUAAAUCUUCAAUAGAAUCAGAAUCAAUUUUAACUGAUAAUGAUUCUUCAAGAGAAUCUGAAAAUGAAAAUAGAAACGAUAAUCCUUUAAUGGAACCAAUAUUCAAUGAAACGAACAGUUCUACGACAGAAUUUCAAUCGAAUUCAAUUGAAAAUCUUCCAUUAAUUCAAUCAGAAAAAUCGAAUGAAGAUAAUUAUGAAAAUGGUAUUCAUUUAGAAGAACCAACAGAUGAUCAAGCGAAAAAUAAUUCAAUUGAAUCCGAGUCAACAUCGAUUGACGAUCCUCAUUUAACUGAAUCGGAAAAGUCGAAUGAGGAUGAUAAUAAUAAUAGUGAUUGUCCUUUGGUUGAAAAAACAGUUGAUGAAACAAAUAAUUCUUCAACAGAGUCCGGAGCAAUUUUAACUGAUAAUAAUUCUUCAAGAGAGUCUGAAAAAGAAAAUGAAAAUCCCAAUAAACGUACAGAAAUCAACAAUUCAUUAAAAUCAUGUUUAUUACCUGAUGUUGCCAAUGAAAUCGUGAAAGAGAAUCAUAGUAAUUCAACUGAUGAUAAUAUUGAAUUUGAAAACGAAUCAAUUGAACAAGUUAAUAUACAAAAUGGAAAUCAUUUUGUCGAAAAAUGUUUAACAAGUCAAUUAAUAGAUACUGACAAUAGACUUGAAAUAAAAUCAAACAAUUUAAACAAUGAAGAUAAUGAAAAACAAUCAUCAGUAUCAAAUAGUAAAUUAAAUCCAUCAGAAUUCGAAGAUAUUCUUGGAAAUAAAAGUUUACUAAAACAAACAACAGUUACAGGUGAAUCGGAUAGUCGUCCAACACGUAGCACAAUGGCAACAGUUUCAUAUAAAUUAUCAAUAAUUGAUAGUUUAACUUCAAAUAUUCAUUUAAUUGAAAAUGUAUCAAAAGAAAGAUUUUUUAUUAGUGAAUGUGAUAUUAUAGGAGCAAUAGAUAUUUGUGUUCAAUCGAUGAAUCGCGGUGAAUGUGCUUUAAUUAAUUGUGAUAUUCGGCACUGCUACGGUGAAAUGGGUUGCCAUGAAAAACAAAUUCCAGCAAUAUCAACAAAUAAUUCCUAUAGAAUGUUAAUCGAAUUAGAACUACAUGAUUGGCAAAGUCCACCUGAUAUCCGUAAAUUAUCCAUUGAUGAAAGACUUUAUUGGGGAGAUAAAAAACGACAUAUGGGAAAUUUUCAUUAUCGUCGUCAAGAUAAUUCAACAGCUCUUCAAUGUUAUAAUGGUGCUCUUCGUUUCUUAAAUACAGAUCUUAAUCCAAUAUUAAUAUCAUUUGAUGAAAAUCAACGACUAAUAUUAAAUGAUCGUUAUAUACAAGUAGAAAAUAAUGUUGCUCAAGUUAAUUUACUUUUAAAGAACUACGAUGUGUGUUUAAAUGCUGUUGAAAAUGUUCUUAAACAUGAUCCAAAUAAUGUUAAAGCUUUAUUUCGACAAGGAAAAGCUUUUUUCCAACUAGGAUUAUAUGACAAAGCUAUUCCACCCUUAAAAUUAUUUAUGCAAAUUCAAAAAGGAAAUUCAAAUGCUACUGUUGAUAAAGAAAAAGUGACUGAAAUGAUUCAAACUUGUGAAAAUAAAUUAGCUCAUUAUGAAAAAAGUGAAAAAGAAAUCUAUCAACGUAUGUUUAGACCAAAAACAACAGCAAGUUCACCAUCUAAUCAACAACGCCAAACAAAAGCUACUAAUCAGAUUGAUAAUAGAAAUGCUAGUUGGUGGCCGUACGUUGCUUUAGGUAGUGCUGUUUUAGCGACUGUUGCUCUUGUCACAUUUAUCAAACAUCGGAAAAUUUCCUGA